ACUGACCAGACCAGGACAUGGUACUACAACUACGCCGCCGUUCCCACAUCCGACUACACGGGCAAGCUCAACUUCGUUCCUAUGCUCUGGGGAGCACCCGAGGACCCGGCGAAUGACAUGACUUUCUACAACACUGUCAGCAACCUCAUCAAGGGAGGAUCAAACAUUACACACGUUCUCGGAUUCAACGAACCCGAUGGUUGUGGCCAAGGUUACGGUGGCUCCUGUGUUAGUGCCGCUACUGCAGCCCAGAUCUGGAAGAAACAGAUGGAGCCCUUGAAGCGCGAUUUCGGCGUCAAGCUCGGUGCCCCUGCAGUCACUGGUGCCACCACUGGAUUCAACUGGCUUCAGAACUGGUUCACUGAAUGUGCUGCUCUGGUUGCUAGCUCCUCCGACAGUGCGUCCAACACGACUUCUUGCGAAGUUGACUUUAUCCCUGCCCAUUGGUACGGCAACUUCGGUGGUUUGGCUAGUCAUUUGGGUCAGAUCAACGGCACAUACCAGAACAUUAGUGAGACUUGGGUCACCGAGUUCGCGUGUGCCGGCUGCUCUCUUGAGGACAGCCAGACUUUUGCCAACCAGAGCUUUGAGUACCUUGACCGCCUCAGUUACAUUGGAUCAUACUCUUACUUUGGUGCUUUCCGUUCGUCUGUCUCUAACGUUGGACCCAAUGCCGCUUUCUUGACCGAGAAGGGCAAGCUCACCGACAUUGGUGCUUGGUACCUCAACAAGGCUUCCACUGGCGCCAUCCCCAAGGGUGAUGCCAGCACUGUCGCCAAGUUUGCCGGCUGGAGUGGUCUUGUCGCUGCUACCAUUUUCUGGGGCAUCUUGUAA
This is a messenger RNA of Aureobasidium namibiae CBS 147.97, 834 nucleotides long. RefSeq lists its product as uncharacterized. The record is from RefSeq and is a predicted model, not a curated record. The annotation marks the transcript as partial. Gene Ontology annotation, biological process: fungal-type cell wall polysaccharide metabolic process. The transcript has 2 exons. Gene Ontology annotation, cellular component: fungal-type cell wall. NCBI's taxonomy places the organism in Eukaryota, Fungi, Ascomycota, Dothideomycetes, Dothideales, Saccotheciaceae.